This is a messenger RNA of Prinia subflava (tawny-flanked prinia), 3228 nucleotides long. Its product is annotated as mitochondrial fission factor homolog A-like. The transcript has 7 exons. Gene Ontology annotation, cellular component: peroxisome; mitochondrial outer membrane. The record is from RefSeq and is a predicted model, not a curated record. NCBI's taxonomy places the organism in Eukaryota, Metazoa, Chordata, Aves, Passeriformes, Cisticolidae. Gene Ontology annotation, biological process: positive regulation of mitochondrial fission. The coding region runs from base 212 to 1018 and encodes 268 amino acids.
UGGGUCAUCACCGGGGGCCGGGCUCCUUACCGGGGGCCGGGCUCAUUACCGGGGUAGGGCUAAUUACCGGGGGCUGGGUCAUCACCGGGGGCCGGGCUCCUUACCGGGGGCCGGGCUGCCCCGGCGGCCCCGCCCCGUCCCGGCAGCGGGCGCGGCUGUUUACAGGUCCGACGAGUCUGCGAAGAACAGACGUCUGAGGACCCUUGAAGAGAUGUGGCCGCUGUGGGGGCUGGACCUGGGCCGGGCCCGCUGUGACCUGCUCUUCACAGAGGCCAUCAACCAGAGGAUGCAGGUGCCCAGCAGGCUGAAGGUGGCAGAGAGCUGCAGCCCCGGGGACAGCAGGGCAGGGACAGAGGAUGUCCCUGCGUCCUUUCAGAUGCACAUCCCUGACAGGAUUUCUCUGGCAGAGAUACCAGACACCAGUUUGAGGCCAGUGCUGUUGGCCCAGCCCAGGAAGGUGCCCUCUGUGGUGGUGCACGUGUCCCCAGAGCCCUCUGGGGAUGUCCCUUUCCUGCCCUCGGGCAGCAGAGCCAGCGCCCAGCGACGCAAGCGAUCGGGCCACCACAGCAGCAGGGCACGGAGGGACAGGACCCUGAGUGACAGUGUCCAGCUGGCCGUGCACAGCCCAGGACAGCACCACGAGGGGCCAGGCUCGUGUCCCCUGCCUGCUCCCAGUGCCCCUCUCCCCCUGCUCACGGAGGCAGGCAGGAUCUACUCCGUGCAGAACAUCUUCCAGACCCUGUACCUCCUGGGCCAGGUGCUCCUCCACCGUGUCCAGGACUCCCUGCGAGACCCAGCGCCGUCCAGGUGCCAGGAGCCCAUGCCAGCUGCAGAGAGUGCCUUGGAGGAGGCCGGGGUGACGGAGGUGGCGGCGAUGAGGAGGCAGCUUGCGAGGAUCUCGGGGAGGCUGAGAGUGCUGGAGGAGCAGAGCCAUGCCUGGAGGCAGAAGGAGGCCCUGGUGUACUCUGUGAUGAUCUCUGCUUGCCUCAUCAACACGUGGCUCUGGCUCAGAAGAUGACUGCCCGUGCCCGACCUCCCCUGCUCACCGUGGCAGGGUGGGUGAGGAGCAUUUCUCGUGUACUUGCCAGCAGUGAAACUCUUUUUUUCAUGACUAGGGCUGCUUUUUGCACUGUGGGCCCUCAAAGAUCUGUGUCCUUCAGGCAUUGAUGAUAGUGAAGGUGUGAGAAGCUGCUGUGAAGAGCUGAGGUUUCUUAAGAACUCAGGGGAUGUCUGCUCUGUGCAGGUGUCCUCAGGCUGCCAGAGGAGAUGCAAGCCUGAGGUGUUGGAUGUUUGUGGUGAUGCCUUGGGAAGGCUGACCUGAAACAGAGACUGGGCAGAGCUAGAGAAUAAAGUAGAGAUUUAUUGGAAGAUAAACUUAGGAUACACCUUGGGCAGGACAGGGCCUGGCCAGGGCUACACCCAAGGUGGACCCAAAAUGGUCACAAAAUGGAUAAACGGUCAUGAAGUCUCACACUUUGAUAAGUGUUGGUCCAUUUGCAUAUUGGGGUUGAAUUGUCCAAUUACAGCUUCAGGUUAUGAAGUCCUAUCCUUCUUGUUUUCUCUCCUCAGCCCCCCUUGUUUGUGCUUUUGGGCUGAACACUUGUCCCAGCUGUCCUUGGUGUGCAGCAGGAGAAGGAUUUGUUUUGUGUCCCUGCUCUGUGCAGAGCUGAGUGACCCUGAGUGUGAGCUCAGAGCUGCACCCCUGGGCAGCACAGAGCCUGAAAUACAGGAAAGAUAAAACUUAAGACAUCAUUUGACCUGGGUUCCUGUUUCAGUCACAGCCUGUGGUGGGCCUGGUCCCCUGGCCACAUCCCACCUUGGGGAUCUCAACUCUGACCCCAUAAAAGUUCUCAGCUGACUGCUGUGGUCUGUUCCUCAUCCUCUGUAGAUUGACUGAGUGUUUCUAAGCUUCUGCUGGCUUUUCUCCCUUGUGCAGCUGCUGUUUGCUGGAGGUGGUACUGCCAGGUCUCCUGUGCCACUCUUCCAGCCCCUCUUCCAGGAGUGGAGCUGGAGGGGCCGGGAUCUCCUCUCCCUGCAGCCACAGCAGGUUUGCAGAUGUUCAGCUCCAAAGUGACUCUAAGAGCCUUGCUGACAUCUGGGCUUAUGCAGGGGCUCGGUUCUUUCCCAGAGAGAUUUACAUGGGAAACCUCCCCGUGGUGACUCUCUGGAUAAUAAAACCUCCUAUCAACAGGGAUAGCACCAAACAGGUCAGGGAAAAUAGAUAUUUGUUGGUGUCCCCGUGGCAGAGGGGAGUGGAGGAGUGUCUCUCCCAGGUCUUGCUGCCAAGCUGCAACUUCAGUGAUGGUGCAAGAACACGAGUGAGAGAAAUUCCUGACCCAGGUGCUCUUCAGCUGUAAACAAGCUCAGUUUAACAGCUUCUCUGUUUGCUUCCUUCUCUAGAGUUUAGUAACACUUGAUUCUGAGGUGACUUUGAGAUGUUUUUGGUGGUUCAUCCAGCACAUCUGCUGGAGCUGUGCAUGUAGGCCCUGGGGGCAGGUUUUGGCAAGGCUUAACAGGACCUGUCUGUGUCACCUAGACCUAAUUAUAGCUGGAUCUCCAUGUCAUCCAGAUGUCCCAGUAGCUUAUUUACAGACAUCCCUGCUCGGAUGUUUUCUGCCUGACACCGCGUCAGGCGUCCGUGACUGUAAAUCUGGCAGCUGGACAGUGAUUAAUAAAUGACUGUCCCAGAGUAAUUGCAGGUCUGGACCUGUGGCUGAUUGCUGAGCUGAGGAGAGCGCUGGGAUUUAUUGCAGGCAAGAGCCAGGACGGUGUGGUGGGCUUGGUGGCUGUGCUGUGGCAGGGGGGGUGUGCAGGACAGGGGACUCCUGUGCCUUGUGGCUCAGGGAUGUGCUCAGGAGCACCAGAGGACCCUACACGGCUGUUCUGUGUAAGGGGGUGUGAGCUGUGCCAGGGAAUGAGGUGAAUUGUUGGUCUGGUUUCUCUCCCCUGAGAGGUGUUACCGUGUUUUGGAGGAAGCCUGUGUUUGGGGUUUGUUUUAAGGUGUAUUUUAGGGUGAGAAGGGAUGACUUUGGGAGGGCACACCACCUUCAGAGUGUGGCUUGAAGGGGUUUGUAGAGGAGAUGGUCAGACUGGAUGUGUUCUCAUGGGCUGGGUACUGGCAGGUUGUGGGAGAUAUAAUGUGACUUCUAUGUAAGACAUAAAUUCUGGUGUAAAUCUGGAAACACUGACUACAAAAUACAUAUUUUAAUAAACUCUGUGUGUUCUGGA